CGGCUUGGGCUGGAAGCGAGAGCCGGGGCUGCUUUAUUAUCAGCUAAGAGGGAGGAGGAGACGGUGCGUAAAGCGGCGAGAGCGCGGCGCCCCGAGCCCCGCCGCCGGCCCUCUCCCCCCGCGCCCCCGCAGGUGGGAGCGCAGCCCCCGCCGCUCCGCGCCUGCCGCAGCACCAGCGGGAGCCGCCGCGGGGGCAGGCGGCGCCGCUCGCCCGCCCGCGGGGGACAGGUGCUCGCCCCCCGUCCUUCGAGCCGCCCCGCUCCCCGUGCGGGCGACUCCCGGCGCGCCCAUGUAAGCCCCGUUCUGCGGGAGGCUGCGCGCCCUCCGCGGGAGCGCCCGGGCGGGAGGAGGCGGCCGGGGCAGCGCUGGAGUGAGCGGGGGCGGCAUGGUGUCCUGGCGGCGGAGGCCGGGGCCCGGCCUGGCGCGGCUCUGGGGCUUGUGCUGCCUGGUGCUGGGCUGCUGGAGGGGCGCGCUGGGCUGCCCCGCGUCCUGCCGCUGCAGCUCCUGGAGGAUCUGGUGCGCGGAGCCGGCGCCGGGCAUCGCCUCCUUCCCCGUGCCGCAGCGGAGCGCCGAGGGCGACAAUGUCACCGAGAUUUACAUCGCAAAACAGCGAAAUUUAGAAAGUAUCAAUGACAAUGAAGUUGGAUUCUAUGUUGGACUUAAAAAUCUGACUGUGGUGGAUUCAGGCUUAAGAUUUGUGUCCCGUCAUGCAUUUGUGAAAAAUGUCAACCUACAAUACAUCAAUUUAUCCAGAAACAAGCUCUCAAGUUUGUCCAAGAAGCCUUUCCGCCAUCUGAGUUUGUCUGAUCUGAUAUUGGUGGACAAUCCAUUCAAGUGUUCCUGUGAAAUUAUGUGGAUCAAGAAAUUUCAAGAGACCAAGUUUUACCCAGAAACUCAGGAUUUAUAUUGCAUAGACGACAACAACAAGAGGACAGCCUUGCUGGAUAUGAAGGUCCCGAACUGCGACUUGCCCUCAGCAAAUUUAAGCAAUUACAAUAUCACCGUGGUGGAAGGAAAGAGUGUCACAUUGUACUGUGAUACUACUGGUGGGCCACCUCCUAAUGUGUCCUGGGUGGUCACUAAUCUUGUUUCAAACCAUGAGAGUGACACGAGUAAGAACCCUGCCUGGCUAACCAUAAAGAAUGUUUCAUCCAUGGACAGCGGACUGUGGAUAUCCUGUGUAGCGGAGAACAUUGUGGGAGAGGACCAAGCUUCUGCUGAGCUUACGGUAUUCUUUGCACCAAAUAUCACAUUUAUUGAAUCUCCAACUCCGGACCACCACUGGUGUAUUCCAUUCACUGUGAAAGGGAACCCUAAGCCCACAUUGCAGUGGUUCUAUGAAGGAGCUAUACUAAAUGAAUCUGAAUACAUCUGUACUAAAAUACAUGUUAUCAAUCAAAGUGAAUACCAUGGCUGCCUUCAGCUGGACAAUCCUACCCACCUGAAUAAUGGUGCUUAUACCUUACUGGCAAAGAAUGAGUAUGGGGAAGAUGAAAAACGAGUUGAUGCUCAUUUCAUGUCAGUGCCUGGAGAUGGUAGUGGCCCAAUUGUGGAUCCAGACGUUUAUGAGUAUGAAACCACACCUAAUGAUCUUGGAGACACCACAAAUAACAGUAAUCAGAUCACUUCUACAGAUGUAUCCAACAAAGAGAAUGAAGAUAGCAUCACUGUCUAUGUUGUAGUGGGAAUUGCAGCACUAGUGUGCACUGGCUUAGUAGUAAUGCUCAUUAUUCUGAAGUUUGGAAGACACUCUAAGUUUGGGAUUAAAGGCCGAGGAUACACACCAAGAAGAAUUUGGCCGGUGACUGUUCAUGGUGAAGUAAAAGGAGUUGGUCUGGUAGAUCAAAUAUGGCUUUCAUUGCAAGACUGCGACAAUGAAGGUCCUUCUUCAGUUAUCAGCAAUGACGAUGAUUCAGCCAGUCCUCUCCACCAUAUCUCAAAUGGCAGUAACACUCCAUCUUCUUCUGAGGGGGGUCCUGACGCAGUGAUCAUUGGGAUGACGAAGAUUCCCGUCAUUGAAAAUCCCCAGUAUUUUGGAAUUACCAACAGUCAGCUCAAGCCAGACACCUUUGUGCAGCACAUCAAACGCCACAAUAUUGUCCUCAAAAGAGAACUGGGAGAAGGAGCCUUUGGGAAAGUCUUUCUGGCGGAAUGCUAUAACCUCUGUCCUGAGCAGGACAAGAUCUUGGUGGCAGUGAAGACACUGAAGGAUGCCAGUGACAAUGCUCGCAAGGACUUCCACCGUGAGGCAGAGCUGCUAACCAACCUGCAACAUGAGCACAUUGUCAAGUUCUAUGGUGUCUGUGUUGAGGGUGACCCACUCAUCAUGGUCUUUGAGUAUAUGAAGCAUGGAGAUCUUAACAAAUUUCUAAGAGCACAUGGACCAGAUGCAGUACUGAUGGCAGAAGGCAACCGUCCUGCUGAGCUGACCCAAUCCCAGAUGCUUCACAUUGCCCAGCAGAUUGCAGCUGGUAUGGUUUACCUGGCAUCCCAGCACUUUGUGCAUCGGGAUCUUGCUACCCGGAAUUGCCUGGUUGGUGAGAACCUACUGGUGAAGAUUGGGGAUUUUGGGAUGUCUAGAGAUGUGUACAGCACAGACUACUAUAGGGUUGGGGGUCACACCAUGCUGCCCAUUCGUUGGAUGCCUCCAGAGAGUAUCAUGUACAGGAAGUUCACCACAGAAAGUGAUGUCUGGAGCCUGGGGGUUGUACUGUGGGAAAUCUUUACCUAUGGCAAACAGCCGUGGUAUCAGCUCUCAAACAAUGAGGUGAUUGAGUGCAUCACUCAGGGCCGAGUCCUGCAGCGACCUCGCACAUGCCCCAAGGAAGUGUAUGACUUGAUGCUUGGCUGUUGGCAGCGGGAGCCUCACAUGAGGCUCAACAUCAAAGAAAUCCAUUCCCUUCUCCAGAACUUGGCCAAGGCAUCUCCGGUCUACUUGGAUAUUUUAGGCUAAAGUCUAGCAUUUCUUCUUAUGGGCUGCGGGAAUGAAUGUGUUCAACUGCCGCUGAACUCCAUUAAAAUGUGUUCUUAACUCUGACAGCAUUAAUGACAAAGUUGCGGAGAAGCUUUCAAAGGGCAAGCAAUGUGCACUUCUCCAUCUGUAGACACAGUAUUGACUUUUUAGACAUCACUGAGACAUAUGUCCUCUCUCUCUUUCAGUUUCUUUCAUUUUUUUCUUCUCUCCUCUCUUUCUAAUCAAUUUGGCUUCUGCAUUAUUGUAACUCUGCAUAGACAAAGGCCUUAAAAACCUGAUCUGUUAUAUCAGCGAACUCUUCAGUUUGCCCACCACAACUAACAAUGCCUUGUUGUAUUCAUGCCUUUGAUGUGGAUGAAAAAAAGGGAAAUACACAUUUGACUCGAACUUCAUGAUUUCUGCUGUACAGCUACUGGGAGUUUCUGUGGAUUCACCUCAAUUUUUGUGCUUCAGCAUGUGGUUGGAAAAAGAAGACUGAUGUUCUCUACAUGAAGCAUAUUCCUUGCAGAGAUAAAGCCAGAUGGAAAGAAGACAGUCUUGUGUGAUACACUGUCUGGAGGAACUAGGGCAUCAGAUGGCAUCCAACCCCACAAAAAACACUGAAAUGAUUUCAUGGAAGGCAAGAGGGUGUUUAGCACUUUCCCUGAAGAGUCUUUCUGAGGACUAAAGAGACUGUUCAAGGAGGUGCUUUGCCAGCACCUUUCAUUGCCGGAUACACGUAAAGGGAAAAAGAUGCUGCCUGCACUGCACACACUUACCUUACAAGACGAUAAACUAAACACAUGCCCUUAUUUUGUCUUCUGGUAGGGUGUUGUCAUGCCACUGGUAUAAUAAUGUUCUCCGGAUAGUCUUUUUUGAUACAGGCUGAAGCUAGGCUUAUUAAUGUACAGUAUUAAUUUCAGGAUCACAUGUUGAAACUAAGGCUUUUGAUAAGAUAGGACAAGCUAUAGAUGCUGGGGCAGGCAUAUCUUAUACUGUGCUUGUCGAGCAGUAUAUUCCUUCCUUCCUCAGUCCUUUUUCUUUUUUCUAAACCGUGCAAGCAAAACUGUGCAUGGUCUUUGUCGAUUAAUGCCCUUUGUGAAGAAACUAUCACUCAUGUUGUAGUACACCCUAGUAGGCAUAGCGAACUCAUAACAAUAUAACUUAUAUUUCAUUAGAAGGGGCUAAUGGAGGACAUUAGCCAUGUUAAAAUGCCUUUACAAUGUUACAGAAACAAUAGGCUGAUAUAACAUGAAUAAUCUAAUGUACAGAGAUCACUGAUUAUGUUUGAGCCAUGGCAGGGGAUAAAGAUCUCUAGAGAAAACAAAUUACUCUGAGGUUAUGGCUUACUAUUCAGAGUGCAAAGACCUUGAGCUCAGCACCAUGUUUGUAUUGGUACUAGUGCUGUCAUUACGAACAUCCAGUCUUUCUUAAAUAAUUUAUAUUUGGUUGGAUUGGCAUUGUAUGUGUACAACAUUUGCAUGGCCACUGUGUUGAUGACAGCUGCAUGGGGAUACUUGUUAUUUUUCAAACCAGAAGUCGGCAGUUUCAAAUUUAGAGUUAGGAUUAUUUUUAAUAUGAAUUCUUACAAAUGAAAACCUACCUUACCUGUUCCUCAAGACUUUUGCCUCCCUCUGUGAGGGGGCGUUAACUGCAAAAAAGUGAUCUUUCUGUUUUCGCUUUUUGUUAUUUCUUAUUGAUAUGAGCCAGAUCAAGGUAGUCCUUCAUCUUCGUAAUGGGGAUAUUUUAUUUAAUAAAUUAAGCAUUUUAUUUUUGUAAGUGUUCCCAUAGCACAUUUAAUAUAUAAUUUGCUCGCAUAUAUUAUUUAUUGAGGCACUUUAGGUUUUUCCUUCAGAAGCUUUUAGAGCUAGCUCAUAAAGAUUCUGAACAUUUUCUGAAGAAAGCAGUUCACUGGACAGUGAUGAAGUUUUACCCUUCUCAAUGUCAUUGAAAAGGCAGCAUUACAAAUAAACAUGACAGUGUAACUAUAAAGCCAUACUCAGUAUUUCUUUAAUAAACCAGAUGUUAUUUCUUAACCACUGUUGAACUGGAAACACAUGAAAAGCCAGAGGAAGAUUCCUGCAAAAUGGGCCUUAAGAUUUUAUCUAGACUGUCUUGGAAGUUCACAUAGAAAGCUAGGUAAAGACUGAGCAUCCAGUGAAACCCAUUCUCUUGAGAAUCUGAAUGUUGUGUUUUAAAGGAAUUUGAAAUUUAUUUUCAAAAUAACAGUGGUGGAAAAGGAAGUUAUCAGAGUCUGCUCUUACUGUGCAACGGGAGGAGGCUGCAGGUGGUGGAGGGGGUACUAGGUUUCUACCUGCUGUAUUCUGUCUUAAUUUCUUAUAAGCUGAAGAAAAAGGCAUCUGAGAUGCUUCUUCUGUUGGAAACAGGCUCCAGCCUGAAAGUGAACAGGUGGGUUUUGCAAGAACUGAAAGAAUGUAUACCAAAAAUAACCACAACCCCCUGAAAAUGUACUUAGUGGCAUCUCAUUUUUCAUUUACUAGUGAGACUAGUAGUGUCAUUUCAAAGAAUAAGUAGUGUUACAAUGCAUUGUGCAAUAACAUAGCAGUAUGUUAAACUUCUAAAGGACCAAAUGUUCUACAGAGCCACCCUUAUGGAUAACCUUGACCUAUAUCAUUAAUGUUCUUGAUAGUGCAUAAAAUGUAUAAUCACAGUAGACUAGCUAUAAACUGUAGCUAUACAUAGUUUGCAUUUGUUCUUGGAAAGGUGGAUAAGUGUAGCAGAAUGAGCAAAGAAGAAGAAACAUGUUCAAAUCACAAUGAAGGGUGAGUAUAUGUGCAUAUUCGUCAUGCUUGCACUGUCACCUAAGUCGUGUACACUGAGUAAAUAUGACAAUCAGGCUCGUUUAAAAAGUCUUUCUGGACUGUGCUAUGAACUGAUCAUAAAUAUAUAUUAUAUAUGUGUGUUUGUAUGUGGCAUAUAUAUAUAUACACACAUAGCAUAUACAUGUAUGCCUAUGUCUGUUUUAUUUAAUUUAUAUAUGUGCAGACAUGCAUGCACAUUAUGUAUGGGCUGUGUGUAUAUGUAUACAUUUACAUACACCUAUGUUAUUACAAAUGAUGAUUAGAGUGCUAUUAAUAAAUUGAUAAAGUCUGCUGAGUAAACAAAUUAUUUUUUUUUCUUUUGAUAUUUCUUUUUCUGUUUUUAAGAUUCAAGUUUUUAACUGGUGUGCAGCAGAGGCAGUGCUAGAGUGUCAGAUAUAUAAGAACAAGCACUUUUUUUCCCCUAGAUAAUUGCAUAAAAACAUUUCUUCCUUUCCCAUCUCACUUGUUGAUUUCUGAGAAAGAAAUGAACAGACGAACUUCCAAGCUCAGAAAGCAGAAUUUGUUUUACUGUCAUAUCUGAGUUUGUACUGUUGUUGUUUUAUUGUCCUAGAUUAACAGUGCUGCUCCAUUAGCAUUUUAUACUCAUCCACAGUAACAAAAUAAUUCCAAGAAUGAGCUGAACUAUUUGAACUGCAGCACAACUAGUAGGACAAUGAGAAUGCUAAAAUUCACAGUAAUAAUAGCAUUUGCCACAGUCUGUCCUUCACUCUCAGUAGAUCUUAAGAACUCGCAACUGGCCAUGUAGGACAGAUACUUGUAAAGCAACAGCGCCCCAUGAUGCAUGAUGGAGUGUGCCAUUCUUAAGACUUCAUUUUGAUUUGUAAAAAAUAUACCUACAUAUUGUCUACACUUUAAUAAGUACUGCCUACUUUUUCUUCCUUUUUCAUCCUUUCUUGCUAUUUAUUUAUCAUCUUCCUUCUUUCUCUUUUCCUUUAUUUCCUUUUCCCAUUCUUUCUUUCUUUCUUUCUUUCUUCUUUUCUCUUCCUUUCUCUCUUCCUCUCUUCCUUUUUUUCCUGUACAACUCCCAACCUUUCUGAGAGAUUGUUUUUGUUGUGGUUGAUGUAGACUUUUACAAAACACUUUAAAAAGAAAUUAAAUAACCCAAUAAAAUGGUCAGGUCACUGGAUGACUAAGGUACAAUGCACAUGUGUUAGAACAAGUCUGUGUCUGCGUUAUUGCAGCCUGUAACUGAAUUUCAAAUACUUCUAUACAAUGUGAGGGAGGGGAGUGGAAUGGGGCUGGGGAAUUGAUCAGGGUUUCUAAUCAAAGAUGAAGGUUUUGAUAGCACAGGAAGUUGUAUUUUCUUGUUGUGAGGGCUGGGAUGCACCACUGCUGCUUUUAAACACGAGGUCCUUUAGAGCCUUAGUUAAAACACCUUGUUUGGGUGGGCAGGAGGGUGUGCUACAUUCAUCACAAAUACGACGCAAAAAAAAAAAAAGUCUACAUGUUGCAGGGAAAACACUGUGAAUUUCACAAUAGCAACCAAGUGACUAUUUUGCCAUCUUUAAAACAUAUGUCUCAGGAGAAGAAAUGGGAAAAGAUGGGUGUGUUAUUUUACCGUCUAUGCAUUCUAGACCAGGUCUGUGGGGGUUUUUUGUUUGCUUGUAGAAGGUUCUGAGUGAUGACCGUCUGGUAUUUCAUAAACACUGAAUACUUUGGGCAAAGAUAAUAGAAGCUGCUAGUAGUGAGGCCUUUUGAUUGGAAUAUGUGAGAAAACAUAGGUCAAAUGAAUCUUUCAGGAGGACUAUGUCUUGCAGCUUAUAUUUAUCUUUCUGUAAUUUAAAGAGAAGCAGCUAAGAAUGUUUUAUAUACAAGUAAUUUAAUUCAACAUUGAUGUUUAAUUGAAUCACCAAUAGAGAGAGAAUCAAUUAUGAAAUAUUUGUCCCAGCCCUGCUCUCCUAUACCUAUACUUUAUGUAUAUAUAUUUCUAGAUAUCACUCUCUUUGUCAUUUAUGAUAAAGAGGAAGAUAUCUACAUAUAAAUCUCUAUAUUGUCACCAAACUGUGACCUGGUGUGUAGAGCUAUCUUUCUGCUUUCUUUUUAUUUAUUUUUUUUUAUUUUUUUUUUUUAAUUUUUUUUUUGAUGUGAUGUCUCCGUGGAAAUAUUUAGUGGUUCUUGUUUUGCAGUUUGUUAUAACAAAUCAUAGCUUUAAAACUUUCAUUGCAUCUUGGCUGAUUUCAAAGUGAUGCCUAGGUAUCAGUGUUAAAAGUUUUGUUUGUGAAUCAUGUGACCAGCUUCUCUCGACCUGACAUGGAAAGUCCUGUAUUACAGUGUAUUUAAUAAAAAUGAUGUCUUACAAUAAACAAUGUCAUCCAAAAGA
Cuculus canorus (common cuckoo) is the source of this 8116-nucleotide messenger RNA. It is a transcript of the gene NTRK2, whose product is annotated as neurotrophic receptor tyrosine kinase 2. Lineage: Eukaryota; Metazoa; Chordata; Aves; Cuculiformes; Cuculidae. The transcript has 19 exons. Gene Ontology annotation, biological process: cell surface receptor protein tyrosine kinase signaling pathway; trans-synaptic signaling by neuropeptide, modulating synaptic transmission; protein phosphorylation. Bases 386 to 2953 code for a protein of 855 amino acids. Gene Ontology annotation, cellular component: plasma membrane; signaling receptor complex; axon. Gene Ontology annotation, molecular function: brain-derived neurotrophic factor receptor activity; brain-derived neurotrophic factor binding; ATP binding. The record is from RefSeq and is a predicted model, not a curated record.